ACAGGAAGUGACGUAACUCCUAAGAUGGCGGCCGCCAGGUCCCUGAGCUGGGGUCUGAGGCGAGCCGGAACUUGGCUAUUCCCGUCGCCUGCACGCUGUCCCCGCCGGGCUCUACACAAGCAGGUAGACGGCACUGAGUUCCAGAGCAGCUACAGCCUGAACAAACUCUACCCCGACUCCAAGGGUUCGGACACCGCCUGGAGGGUCCCGGAUGACUUGAAACAAGCCAUCAAUGACAUCCCUCUAGACCGCCUGACCAUAUCUUACUGUCGGAGCAGCGGGCCCGGGGGGCAGAACGUUAACAAAGUGAAUUCCAAGGCGGAGGUCAGGUUCCACUUGGCAACUGCCGACUGGAUGGCUGAGCCUGUGCGGCAGAAGAUCGCUGUCAAGCAUAAAAAUAAGAUCAACCGGGCGGGAGAGUUGAUCCUCACCUCUGAAAGCAGCCGCUUCCAGUUCCGCAAUCUGGCAGAUUGCCUACAGAAAAUUCGAGACAUGAUUGCCGAGGCCAGCCAGACACCCAAGGAGCCAUCCAGAGAAGAUGCCGGAAUCCAGAGAAUUAGGAUAGAACACAUGAAUCGGGAAAGGCUGAGACAGAAGAGAAUCAAGUCUGCCAUAAAGACAAGCAGGAGGGUGGAUGUGGACUGAAAUCGCCCGCAGCAGCAUGAGAAGACCCAUCUGUCUGUGGCUAAGGAUUGCACACUGGCUCCAUACAAGAACGGCGGGGUGUCCCUAGGCCAUGAUGUCAGGUGUUCUUCCCACCCCACCCCAC
Molecule: messenger RNA, 769 nt
Organism: Perognathus longimembris pacificus (Pacific pocket mouse)
Lineage: Eukaryota; Metazoa; Chordata; Mammalia; Rodentia; Heteromyidae
Gene: Mrpl58
Product: mitochondrial ribosomal protein L58
Exons: 6
Coding region: 25-645 (206 amino acids)
Biological process (GO): mitochondrial translational termination
Cellular component (GO): mitochondrial large ribosomal subunit
Molecular function (GO): translation release factor activity
Source: RefSeq, a predicted model, not a curated record